Molecule: messenger RNA, 1727 nt
Organism: Lobosporangium transversale
Lineage: Eukaryota; Fungi; Mortierellomycota; Mortierellomycetes; Mortierellales; Mortierellaceae
Exons: 1
Coding region: 275-1690 (471 amino acids)
Biological process (GO): regulation of transcription by RNA polymerase II
Molecular function (GO): DNA-binding transcription factor activity, RNA polymerase II-specific; RNA polymerase II cis-regulatory region sequence-specific DNA binding
Source: RefSeq, a predicted model, not a curated record
UUUUUUUUGUUUUUCUCCAUCGCGAAAUCAUUCUUGUCAUGUCAUUGUUGCGAGAGAAUGACAUUCUGCGUGUUUAUGAAGUGUAGUCUAGGGCUUGUGAAGCGUGAACUUCUUUGUCUUUAUUCUUUGCCUUGGCUUCAAUGGAAUCUUUUACAAUGACACUUCAAGGACUAUACAUGUUUGCUGACUACCUUACUCUAUCCCUGCAGGCACAAACAUAUCGUCACGUCUUUAUCAAACUUUACGUUCCCACAACCUGUAGCACUGCUGCACUAUGACAAACUCGACCUUCGAUGAUAGGACAGCUCCAACCACCAUGUCCGAAGCAGUCAAUGCAGUGAACGCAGCUAUCGUCGCUGCUGUUGCUGCUGGUGAAGGAACAUCAACCUUCUCAAGUAGAGAUGCUACGCAUGAUCAUUUAAGCAGUAUCCGUCAUAUCGACAAUUUAAGCUCUAUUGAAAACCUCAACUCAUCGGCUAUCGAGACGAUUGUCGCAGCCAUCCCCAGGCUUAAGCGACCUGCUGAAGAUGACGCUGGGAACAUUGAUGACAGUGCCAAGCUACGCAGGCUCCAAGAGGAAGUUAACAACAACGCCAAUGCUGCUGCUGGCAUUCUGUCAGGCAGUAGCAAUCACAGCAGUAAUACCAGUAGUACCCAUAGCCCUAGUCAUUCUGGAACAGAGACGCAUGUCGCUGCAUCUAAUGAGACAGAGGAUACCGCCACGGUGCCCCCUAACGCCAAGUCGGAUCCUAAGGAUACGUCAGUUACUUCAACUACCCAAGCACAGCAAUCCAAAUCAAUUCAAGUCACCCCAGGGAUGCACGAAGUUAUGGCGGAUCUGAUGAGGAUGCAGCAGAUGGUCAAGAAGGAUCCUAGACAAAUCACUUCCUUCACAACUAAUCCCAAUAACCAAGCUACUCUAGAGCAACUCACGUCUCUUACGUCCAGUGCUUUAGCAAAUGUCCUUGCACAGGCGCCUCUUUCUUCUAGUGACCUUCAAAAUAGCAUCCAAAGUCAACGGGAGCCUGAAUCACAACCACAACCCCAGCCGCAGCCUCAGGCACAGACACAGUCACGCUCACAACAUGUACAAGAGUCGGAGACUACCCAAGGAAUUUUGGCAUCGGUGCCUGCGACCACAGAAAGCGCUUCUGCAAAUGAUGCAGCAGCCAUUCUUGAAGACGACGUCCUUAAUGGAAAGCGAACUAGCCGUGACAUGUCAAAUGAAGAACGGAGACAACGGCGCCUUUUGAGGAACCGCGUAGCGGCUAAGGAGUGUCGCAAGAAGAAGAAGGCCUAUGUUAAUGAGCUCCAGGAUACCUGCACACGAUUGCAAGAAGAGAACGCAAGACUGUACAAAGAAAUCGAGGAGCUUAAUGCCAAGCUGACAUUGAGCGCCAUGCGUAUCGAUGAGAAUGUUCGUCUCAUCAAGGAAGUGGAGCAACUAAGCGCAAAACUGACACUUGGAGCGAUGGCCCAUAUGAAUGCAUCGGUCGUUUCUGGAUCUCAGUCUCCAUCCAAGGUUGCGGAUGGCUCUAGCUUAGAGCAGCAAGUAGAAGAAUCACGGGCUUCUACAUCUGGAGCACAGGCUUCUUCUCCUGCCUCAGCCCCUACUUCCGACUCCUCCCUGACUUCUGCUCCUGCUUCCGCUCUAGGACCAUCAGAAACAUCCAUUGAGGCUUCUACUUAGACAGAGCAACCAAUGUUUCUCAAUUUUUGUUAUGGGU